Molecule: messenger RNA, 1545 nt
Organism: Clupea harengus (Atlantic herring)
Lineage: Eukaryota; Metazoa; Chordata; Actinopteri; Clupeiformes; Clupeidae
Product: transcription factor HES-5-like
Molecular function (GO): protein dimerization activity
Source: RefSeq, a predicted model, not a curated record
GGCAGCAGAUUGACUCUCCUCACAGGGUCAGUCCUUUCCCACAUCCACACAGUGGGUCUGUGGGUCUCUCUCCAUCACCCCCAACCCAGCACCUGUUCCCCUGAGGUUUGACCAUUGUCCCCCAGCAUGUGGCAGCUCCACACUCCUCAUUGUCCUCUGCAGCUCAGCCAUUGGCUACUGACUGUGAGAAACUCCAACCAGCCCAAGACCCACACAUUCAUAUGGAGAUUUGGGAGUAUAAAUAGAGGAGAUGAAGCCAGUGCUGAUCAGAUGCACUCUACACAGAGAGAACUACUACAGCUACAGCUAUGGCUCCUACAAUCACUUCCACAGCAGAUUACCCAAAGGAACACAUGGGUCUAAACCACAAGCAGAGAAAGCCAGUUGUUGAGAAGAUGCGCAGAGAUCGCAUCAACAACUGCAUCGAGGAGCUCAAGGCUCUCCUGGGUCCACAGGUCCUCAACCAACAGCCUGAAUCCAAGCUGGAGAAAGCCGACAUCCUGGAGAUGACUGUUUGCCUCCUGAGACAGAGGCUCCAGCAAAAUACAUUGUCCUCACCUGAUGCUAUUAACCAGGAAUUCUCCAGGUGUGCCCAAGAGGAUGAUCACUUCCUGGCAAAAAAUCAAGGAACUGUGGUGAAUCACCUCCAGACCCUGAAGCCAUCCUCUGAUGAGGACACAGAAGAGCCAGCCCUGCCUCGGAUGAGUGUGUUGGACCAGCACACACUGAGCAAAGAGAAAAGUCCAGCCAAGUGUGCCCCCUGGAGGCCGUGGUAGAAUAACAUGAAGUAGUUCAAGUUGAACAAAGGUCAAGCCUGCAAAUGCAGGUUUCAUGUUUUCUUUUCAUCAGAAAAGAAUGAAAAAUGUUUCCAGGAAGAAACACAGGAAGCCAUACCAGUGUGAAUGUCUUCAGUGAAGACUUUUUAAAUGUGACAAACUCCAUAGUUUGUGAAACUUUCAAGCAGACAUAUGGGUGAAAUUUUCAUAGCUGUAUAUGAAAAAACUCAAAUACUAUGUAAUUGAAAUGUAAUGACUCCACUCUGCUUUCUUUUAAGCGAAACUUUGUUUCUUAGGAAAUGCCACUGAUUUUAUGAAUGGAAUUCCCUCAAUGAGGGACAUUUUUUUUCUUUAUAUCUCAACUAGGGGAGAAAUAUGAAACUUUCUUAAGAGUUAAGAAACCUGAAUAUAUUUUCUUUCUUUCCAUUUUGUGCUUUCUAUGAAAUGUAUUUCUUAGGUACUGUAAUAACCACAAAGAGCUGUUAUAUAAAGUUUCUAUUGUCUUUUAGAAAGACCUCUUUCACUUGUCUCAGUAGAGACAAACCUAUUGAAGUAAUUAUAGACAGUGUCUUUGUUAGAAGUUGAUAGAACAUCUUUAGUGAUUUCAAAUGGCUUAAGUCAGAAAAAAGACAAUAAAUGAAUAUCUGCAAAUUUCCCUGAGUCUCUCUUUCCACUGUCAAUUCCAUGAUGGAUUGUUACAUUUCAGUCCUCCAGAAGAGGCCAAUAUGAAGGGCUCAUUGUAAGCUAACAAAAACACAAUGAUUCGUAU